Molecule: messenger RNA, 722 nt
Organism: Acromyrmex echinatior (Panamanian leafcutter ant)
Lineage: Eukaryota; Metazoa; Arthropoda; Insecta; Hymenoptera; Formicidae
Source: RefSeq, a predicted model, not a curated record
UAAAGAAAUGAGAAUAUUAUUUCUCUAUGUUGCUAAAAAAUUAUCUGAUGGCGAUCGAUUGCCGCAUUGGGAGUUACUCAUGGAUGCAUAUUCUGAAAUUAUGGCACAAAAUUCUACUUCUGAUUGGUCUACCGACGGCAAAACGGAAUAUUUAAGUACAAAUAAAUCAUCUGAAAAGGAAUUAAUGGCAGAAGAUGAAUAUGCCUUCCAAGAAAACAAACUUACUUUUGGAAAAGACUUGAAAAAUUAUAAUAUUGAAAAUAGUGUAAUAAACAAUCUGGAAGAGAAAUCCGUUCUGGAUGUAAUUAUUGAAGCGACAUACAAUAUGUAUGCUAAUGAAUUACGAUAUGACCUUAUAUAUGCAGUUUUUGUAAAACCAAUACAAAUGCAAAUGUUUCUUAUGCCCAAUCAAGUACAACGUCAAAUUAAACUAGCGCAUUCUAGAGGAUCAUUUGACGUAAAGCUUCGUGAACGAUUAGAAGAGGUUGCUCGUGAAUCAAUAAUUAAAAAUGGAAAGAAAAGAACUAAUGACACGAGAAAAAACCCAAUGAUCGAAGAUUUCGAAAUUCCUCCAACACCACUAGCUUCAUUAAAUGAGGAAGAAAUAUUAGCUAAUAAUAGUUGUCGAUUUAUUCUACCAUUGAUAGAAGCGAAAGAAGCGGCGCAGAUCUUCGAAAUCUUGCAUGGAAGGAAAUCUAGUAAAAAAUAAAUGUCCAAUUUGA